Molecule: messenger RNA, 6033 nt
Organism: Oryctolagus cuniculus (rabbit)
Lineage: Eukaryota; Metazoa; Chordata; Mammalia; Lagomorpha; Leporidae
Gene: ACOT13
Product: acyl-CoA thioesterase 13
Molecular function (GO): fatty acyl-CoA hydrolase activity
Source: RefSeq, a predicted model, not a curated record
CGGGGGCGAGGCCGAGGGCGGCGCGCGCACCGCCCUCCGGGUGUCCUGCGCCUCCGCGGGCCCGCGCCUCGCUGACCUGUGGGAUUCGUGCUGGCUCAGGGUCGGGAGGCAGACGCCGCUUCACGAUGAACUCCUUGACGCGGACGGUGCGGGAAGUGCUGAAGGCCAUGGGCAGCGCGCCCUGCUUUGACAGAGUGUGUGACAAGGUGACUCUGGUCUCUGCUGCCCCUGGGAAAGUGAUUUGUGAAAUGAAAGUGGAAGAGCAGCAUACCAACAAAUUGGGCACCCUCCACGGCGGCUUGACAGCCACCUUGGUAGACGUCAUAUCAACAGUGGCGCUGAUGUGCACAGAGAGAGGCGCACCCGGUGUCAGUGUUGACUUGAACAUAACGUACAUGGCACCUGCGAAAAUAGGAGAAGAUAUACUGAUUACAGCGCACAUCUUGAAGCAGGGGAGAACACUUGCAUUUGCCUCGGUCGAUCUGACCAGCAAGGCCACGGGAAAAUUAAUAGCACAAGGCAGGCACACAAAGCACCUGGGAAACUGAGAAAACAGCCUGCAGCCUAAAGAAACAAUGAAUAUCAAAUAUAAACUUGACUUGAACAAAUAUAAUGCUGAAAUAAAUCACCACAACCGAAGUAGCUAAGAAACACUUUCUUGGGAGGAUGGGACCUAGGAACCAAGUAGAGUGGUUGGUGGGCUGUCUGUGUUUCAUUGUAAGCAUCUUCUGUUUUUUAAUUAUAUGCAUAAAUGGGUACAAAAUUCAAGGCUCAAAAUGCUACGAAAACUUGGGUAGGGGCCAGCAUUGUGGUAUACUGGGUUAAGCCACCGCCUUAAUGCUGGUAUCCCCUGUGGGUGCUGGUUCAAGACACAGCUGCUCCAGUUCCAGUCCAGCUCCCUGCUAACGCACCAGGGAAAAGCAGCAAACAACCUGCCACCCACAUGGGAGACCUGGAGGAAGUUCAGAGUCCUGACUAAUUUAGGGCUGGCACAGCCCUGACCUUUGCAGCCAUUUGGGUAGUAAACCAGCAAAUGGAAGAUCUGUCUCUCCCUCUAACUUUCAAAUUAAAAAAAAGUUAAAAAAAGGAAAAAACUUAGGUAAAGCUAAGCGGCUAGAAGGGCCACUCUAAGAUUACUUUAAAUUGACAAGGGUAGGAACCAUCCAGCCUGUGGACCAUGAGACCUACAAAAUCAUUUGGCCUGGCCCUGCCAACUCAACCACAGGCAGGACUGCAAAUUCAGUAAAGCUGUAGCAGGCUGAUUUUUAAGCUGUUAAUUUUGUAAGGCCUGUGAGUGAUGUUAUAAAUAUUCAGAUGGCCCCUGGCCAAAAAAGCCCUGCUUCAAAAGCUAACAUCCAAUACUAAGCUAAAGGAGAAAUGUGAUGGUUGUUUUACUGUCAGGCUGCUAUAAACAAAAUACCAUAGACUCAGUGGCUUAUAACAACUUCCAGUUCCGGGCAGGGAAGCCAAAGGUCGAGGCUCCAGCAGUUUCUGUGGGAUUGAAGGCCAUGAUCUGGUUUACCGAUGCCACCUUCUGGCUGCCCCCACAGGGCAGGACAAGGGAGCACUAUGGGGUCUCCUACAAGGGCAUUAAAUCAAAGUACCCCCUCAAAAAACCCACCUCCUAGUACAUAACAUUAGUGGUUAGGGUUUCAACAGACGAGUUUUAUAAUGCAGAUAUUCGGGUCAUAGCAAUGGCCAAUCCUUAAUUUUAGGGCCUCUCAACUGUAAAAUGGGACACAUUUCCAUUUCUUUCUAACCUCAACUUAAGAUGGCGGGACUCCAAAAUAGAUAAACCAUUGGCCAUAUUAGAAAGUAGAGGCGCCAGGUGUCAAGGUGUAGUGGGUAAAGCCACUGCCUGCACUGUCAGCAUCCCACGUGGGCAUGGGUUCAAGUCCCGGCUGUUCUAUUUCCAUCCAGCUCUAAACUAUGGCCUGGGAAAGCAGUAGAAGAUUGUCCAAGUGCUUGGGCCCCUGUACCCUUGUGGGAGACCUGGAAGAGGCUCCUGGCUGCUGGCUCUAGAUCGGCUCAGCUCUGGCCAUUGCAGCCAUUUGGGAAGUGAACCAGUGGAUGGAAAACCACCCCCCACUCCCCCCGCCUCUGUAUAAUUCUGCCUUUCAAAUAAAUCAAAAAAAAAAAAAAAAAAAAAAAAAGUUGAUUUCGCCACACUGCCUGAAGUAACCCUAAAGGAAGUUUCAGGUAAAGCACAAUAGUGAUAGGAAAUGGUCCCAAUGUUUUUGAUAAUUUACUACAGCACUGGCCAGCAUCUUUUGUAUUAGAGGAAAAUACUAUUAGCCCCUCUUAACACCUAGCAUAAGAUCUUCACUCUCCAUCCCCAGUAUUGAACGUCUAAGUUCACAUAUUUCACCUUCUCGAAGUUCUGUUGACUGGCACUUUCAAUAUUUGUUUUCUGUAUCAGGAAGUCCUAGUGAACAUUUCACAAUUAGACUUGGAAAGAAAGGAGGCAGCUUUAAAUAAAUUUGAAGUGAAGCUAAAAGUUUACCAUGGGGGUCAAGCAUAUGUGGCACAGCUGGCAUUCCGUAUCAGAGCACUGCUUCUGAUCCAGCUCCCAGAUACUGCACCUGCAAAGCCAGUGGAUGAUGGUUCAAGUACCGGGGCCCCUGCUAACCAUGUGGGAGACCAGGAGGAGUUCCUGGCUCCUGCUUUCAGCCUGGCCAUUUUCAGACCUGUUUACAACCAUCUGGGGAGUGAACCAGCAGGUGGAAGCUCUCUCACUGCCUUUCAAAUAGACCUUUAAAAAUUGAAUUCUGCUUCGCCUGUGUAAGAACAGUGGACAGAACAGGGUAUUCAGGGACCCAGAUCUAGACUUCUCCUAUUUCCUACUCAAAGGUACCUGGGAUUCCUGGAAAAAUCUGAUUCCAGGCUGAAGGCUGGGGCAGAAGUUAUGAUAGUGUAUGCCCAAAAGGAAGUGCUCAAAACAAUGACACUGGCAUGCAAGUUGUGCCCCAAGGUGAAAAAGAAUCUUCGUCCAUAAUGUUAAAAUGGGUAAUAAAUGGCCGAAGUUCCUUCCUUACAAUGAAAUGCUAAGAAAUAUAAAGGGAGAGGUACAUUUGGAAAACCACCAUUUUUGCGACCAUCGUAAAGGUCUCAUCAUCUUCAGGAGCUCAUGAUAAAGGACACAGGUAUUUGCCUGUUCCCCCCAAAUGCUAAAGGAGACAGUGCAGAAAUGGGAUAACACCUGGGCCAGGUCAUCAGAAGAGUGCUUUAGAAUAUUAACUUGAGAGGGACAUUAACACCAAUCUUGAACAUGACUCAAAUGCAAAAUGAAGUUGGAAAAACCUCUGGGGCCAGAGAUGCAGCACAGUAGGCUAAGCCUCCGCCUGUGGUGCUGGCAUCCCAUAUGGGCACCAGCUCGUGUCCUGGCUGUUCCUCUUCCUAUCCAGCUCUCUGUUUAUGACCUGGGAAAGCAGUGGAAGACAACUUGGACCCUUGUACCCACAUGAGAGACCAAGAUGAACCUCCUGGCUUUUGGAUGGGCCCAGCUCUAGCCACUGCAGCCAUUUGGGGAGUGAACCAGCAGAUAGAAGACUAUUCUCUCAGCCUCAUUAAAUCUUAAAAAAAAAACUCUACUCCAAAAAAUGUCAAGGUCAUAAAGAGGAAAUGCUGUUCUAGAUUAAAUGGGAAAAGACCACUAAAUGCAAUGAUAAUGUACACAAUUUUAGGAUUUUAAAAUGUUUUCCCUAAACAAGACUGUUAGGACUAGUAAAACUAGAUUAUGGAUGACAAAGUCUUCAAUGUUAUACUCCUGAAGUUUGGUAUUUUUUCUGUAAGAUAUCCUUAUUACUCAGAAUUGUGAUGUAUCAAUAAACCCUCAAAUGGUUCCGUAAUACGUUAAGUACAGAGAAUGAAAACCAAUGUGGAUACAGGUAAUACAAGAGCUUGUGAUGCAACUUUUCUCAAUUUCUUUUUUGGAAUUCAAUACAGUACAAUGGCCAAGUGCUGGCCAGUGCCGCGGCUCACUAGGCUAAUCCUCUGCCUAGCGGCGCAGGCACACCAGGUUCUAGUCCCGGUCGGGGCACCGGAUUCUGUCCUGGUUGCCCCUCUUCCAGGCUAGCUCUCUGCUGUGGCCCGGGAGGGCAGUGAAGGAUGGCUCAAGUGCUUGGGCCCUGCACCCCAUGGGAGACCAGGAGAAGCACCUGGCUCCUGCCUUUGGAUAGGCGCGGUGCUCCGGCUGCAGCGCGCCGGCCGUGGCAGCCAUUGGAGGGUGAACCAACGGCAAAAGGAAGACCUUUCUCUCUCUGUCCACUCUGCCUGUUAAAAAAAAAAAAAAAAAAAAAAAAGGCCAAGUGCUUAGACUCCAGAGCCAGUCAGCUAGUUUUAAAUCCUCCACUAAAGACUUGAGCUUGGGCAAGUUCUUAACCUCUGCACCUAUUUCCCUCAGGGUUGUUUAAUUAAGGUAAGAAGUGAGAACAGCAUCUGGCCACAGUAAACGUUCAAAGUGUUACUUUGAAUAUCUUCCGGGGCCAACAUCCCAUAUGGGCACUGGUUGGAGCACUUCUGAUCCAGCUACCAGGUAGUACGCCUGGGAAAGCAGCAGCAGAUGGCUUAGCUUGGGCCCUGGACCCACUCGAGAGACCCAGAUGGAAUUCCAAGCUCCUGACUUCUACAUAGCCCAGCCCCAGCAAUUGUGGCCAUUUGAGGAGUGAAUCAAUGGAUAGAAGAUUUCUCUGUAACUCUUUCAAGUAAAUAAAUUAAUCUUUUGAAAGACUUCUGAAGAAUUAUUUUAGCUGACCAGAAAGUAUGUGAAAGCUGUUUUUCUUUCCCGUGAAGCAAGGCUGCCAACUAUUGAAAACCGACAAAACAUCCUCGAUUCCUCUACUUACUGAGGAUACAAACCCAACUGCCAAGUUUUUCUGAGGUUAUGGUUUCACCGUGACUUGGAGAAAUAAAGUUACCACUUCAAGCUUUGUGUAUUCACCUGAAUAGUCAGGGAACUUUCACCUAUUUUAUUUAGGUUUUCAUUUUUUUUCAAAUUCCAACCAGAAGCUAAAUACAAUUGGAAACUGGUAAGCAUUAGUUUUACUCCAAAGGAGUAGGAUCAUUCAGAUUUACUCCAAUAAAAGUAUGCAACCCUUAAGCAAAGCCUUUCUUCAUUUAAAAGAAAACAAAACAAAAAAAACUAUACAGUAGUCUUUCCUUAUGUUCAUUGCACAAAUGAGUUCUGCUUUUAGAACUUCGACACUCAAUGGUUUUUUUUUUUUUUACAAUUUAAGAUCCCAACUUUUAUAACUUUUUCUACUCCAAAAACCCUCAUUUUUCUUUAGAAUGGUGUAGAAACCAGUAUUUCUGCACAAUCACUGGAAUUUUCUUUGUAAUUAAAUCUCCUCUUUAAAACCAAAAAGCAAAGUCCUCUACCUAUCAUGGUUUCUGCAGCUAUGAAAGUAUUUCUCAGUUUUAUAGCUGCGUUAGCUACUUCAGACUCCAGAUCUGCUUAUGUGUACAACUGCAUCCACACUCAGCAGAAUACUUUAUAACAGCAACUUAGGGAAAGAGAUCUGGGAAAAAAAUACAUGAGUACCAGGAAACAAAUAUGGCCCAGUAAGAUAUGAGGCAAGACUGCCUACAAUGAGAUGCUUUUUUCACUUAAGAUUUCUUUCCCAUGGUUGGUUUGGUUUUGUUUUUUGUAACCACUCUGGUCAUCAGAAUGAAUCUGACAGUGCUCUGGAACAACGGUGACUAUAGCAAAGCUAUUAAGUUUUUUCAAACAUUAUUUAUACCUGUUACAUCGGUUCUCGCCCUCUAAAUACUGAUGACAGAUGUCAGAGGCAAAAACCCGGACAAAUGGGAAGACCAUCGAGAGUGAGUAUCACCUUGUGCUUUCAGACACAGUGACGCAUUCAGUGCACAAUAGUCCUUUCAUUCACAUUUUCGCAAGAUGCUGAUGCAGUGCAGCGAAUAUGCAAAGCAUCUUCUUUCACACAGUCCGUGCAGAAGACAUCUAAUUUGUUUAAGUUCUGAGAUACAAAUGAUUAAAAAAAAAAAUCCAGAAUGAAGUUUCAAAAUGCAUAGUGU